Molecule: messenger RNA, 879 nt
Organism: Chaetura pelagica (chimney swift)
Lineage: Eukaryota; Metazoa; Chordata; Aves; Apodiformes; Apodidae
Gene: TMX4
Product: thioredoxin-related transmembrane protein 4
Exons: 8
Coding region: 1-879 (292 amino acids)
Source: RefSeq, a predicted model, not a curated record
AUGGUACUGAUCCUCGCACGGGGCUUGGCUGUUUGGGGCUUUCACUGGGUUCUGUGCAAGCUAGAAAUGCUGGAUUUAGUAGGUGGUAUUUGCUAUGCUCCUUGGUGUCCAGCUUGUCAACAGAUUGAACUGACAUGGGAGAGUUUUGCAAAGGAAAGCGAACAUUUAAAUAUCACUGUGGGAAAGGUGGAUGUCACUCAAGAGCCAGGCUUGAGUGGUCGUUUCUUUGUCACAACUCUUCCUACAAUUUACCAUGCAAACGAUGGAGUAUUUCGCAGAUACCGAGGCUCACGGACGUUGGAAGAUCUUGAAGAUUAUGUUUUAGAGAGAAAAUGGGAAGCUGUGGAGCCUGUAGCAGGAUGGAAGUCUCCAUCUUCUAUAAUGAUGCAUGGUAUGGCAGGGCUAUUUCACCUCUCUGGAUGGAUUAGGCAAAUUCAUAGCUACCUCACUGGCACUCUUGGAGUUCAUGUUUGGAUUUCUUAUGCAGUCUUCAUCUCAGCUACCUUAUUGAUUGGCCUGGUCCUGGGUUUGAUACUGGUUCUGAUUUCAGACUGCCUUUGCCCAUCUAAGUCAAGAUACGAAGCUGAAACACCUGAAGCAAUUACCAAGGAUAAUGUAGAGAAUGCAGUGUUAGAAGAAAUGGAGGAGGCUGCAGAGCUUUCAGCAGAUGAUGCAGAAGAGAAUGCAGAUGUAAAAGAUCUCUCAGAUGGAGAAGAUGCAGCAAAUUCAAGUGCUGAUGACUCAGAGGAGGAUUUAGCCCUUGGAAAAGAAUCAGAGGAAGAAGAUAUGGAAGACUUAAGUGAACAACCUUUAGUUGAUUCAGAGACUGAAAGCACGGUAAGACAGCGUAAAAGUCAGGUGGUUGAUAAUGGACUAUAG